AUUCGUGGUCGGGUGCUACUGUGAUUCCAGUUGUUUUCACAUCGCCUCACCAACAAAGAGACCCGGAGCUGCUGUCUCUUACAUCUCCAAUGUGGUGAGUGAUGCGCAACUAACGACCAAAGCUCCUUCACGUCGAUAACUUAGAGAUAAAGAGCACAACUAUACCUUUGCACUCAAGAAGAUACAUUAGAGAGAUAGUUUGAAAAGUUCCAGACGGACUUGACUUAACGCAAAGAGGGAAAAUGGUGUCGGCCGGACUGGAGAUCUUGGGACUGUCGCUGUGCGUACUCGGCUCGCUCCUGGUGAUGGUUUCGUGUGGGCUGCCCAUGUGGAAGGUGACGGCUUUCAUCGAGGCCAACAUCGUGGUGGCUCAGACGAUCUGGGACGGCUUGUGGAUGUCGUGCGUGGUGCAGAGCACAGGACAGAUGCAGUGCAAGGUGCACGACUCCGUCCUCGCACUCAGCCACGACCUCCAGGCGGCCAGGGCGCUCACCAUCAUCUCCUCGGUGAUGGGCGUCCUGGGGCUCAUGGUGGUGAUCGCGGGGGCGCAGUGCACCAACUGCAUCCGCGCCGAGUACGUCAAAGCCCGGGUGGUGAACGCCGGAGGGGUCGUCUACAUCGUCAGCGGUCUGUUUGUGCUGGUGCCUCUCUGCUGGAUGGCCAACAGCAUCAUAUCCGACUUCUACAACCCGCAGGUGCCCCCGUCCAAGAAGAGGGAGAUCGGCGCCGCGCUCUACAUCGGCUGGGCGGCCACGGCGCUGCUGCUGGUCGGGGGAGGGAUGCUGUGCUGCUCCUGUCCCUCCAGCGGGAACUCCGGAUACUCUGUAAAAUACGCACCGACCAAGAGAGCCACGCCGAACGGGGAGUAUGACAAGAGGAAUUAUGUGUAGCGUACGUGGCUCGCGGAUGCGCGGUGCGUAAAAGUGACCUGUAGCUAUUUGAAAAAAAAGACUCUUCUUUUUGAUGGACUUAAUCUUUGCACCUGCAGUUGUUUUUGUGUGCGUGUCUUUUUUAGUUGUUGAAAUCUGAACUUUGAAAAUCAAUGGAGGCACACUGGCCCUUCAAAACGCACGGACCACAAACACGUUUUCUAUCUACAGAUGUUUUUUGUUAAAGACUAUCGACUACAAGAUAGACAACAAAAAGGAGUAUCUUUGUUAGGUACCUGCUUUUGUAUGUCGUUGAAAUAAUUCAUGCUUUGACUUGUGUACCGCUGUAACUGCAACGCGUUUUUAUUUUCUUAGAGGAGCUCUUGCCAUCGAAUAUAAACACUUGUUUUGCCUUGAUGUGCAUUGUCAGCACAAACUUUACAGUAACCGAAAAUGAUUGCACUCCCACACAUUCAAAGACCCAUUUCCUCUAGUGGAACUAUAGCGCCGACAUGUUGAGCACUCCAACAAUGUCUAUAGCAGUAAAGAGCGAGGAGGAAAAGUGCGCACCAAUAAAUCUGGGCCAGGCUUUUUUUGUGUUGCUUCAGAACUUGAUGACGGUGACUGUGAACAUUUCUGCAGUCUAUAAUUGUGGAGCUGUAAACUGUGUGGGAUCACAUGUUAUUGCAGUCCGCUAUCCGGCUGCACUGAGCACCUGCGACGUUUCUUUGUGUGCUUGUGUUUUUUUUGUUUUGCAACACUGUCACUGCAGGAAGUUUCUUUUUCAUAAAUACUCCGAACAAACUUCUGGUUUUCUGUUUUUGUUUGUUGUCCUUUGAUGUAACGAUUCAUCAUUCGUGUAUACGCGCAGAUGCACGAAUAUUGCAUAAUGUGUCAUUUUAUUAAGAUUAAACUGAAUAUAUUGU
Molecule: messenger RNA, 1795 nt
Organism: Cyclopterus lumpus (lumpfish)
Lineage: Eukaryota; Metazoa; Chordata; Actinopteri; Perciformes; Cyclopteridae
Gene: cldn5a
Product: claudin 5a
Exons: 1
Coding region: 243-890 (215 amino acids)
Biological process (GO): cell adhesion; bicellular tight junction assembly
Cellular component (GO): bicellular tight junction; plasma membrane
Molecular function (GO): structural molecule activity
Source: RefSeq, a predicted model, not a curated record